Aspergillus affinis is the source of this 2406-nucleotide messenger RNA. RefSeq lists its product as uncharacterized. The coding region runs from base 1 to 2406 and encodes 801 amino acids. The transcript has 12 exons. Gene Ontology annotation, molecular function: carbohydrate binding; peptide-N4-(N-acetyl-beta-glucosaminyl)asparagine amidase activity. The record is from RefSeq and is a predicted model, not a curated record. Gene Ontology annotation, biological process: protein deglycosylation; protein quality control for misfolded or incompletely synthesized proteins; glycoprotein catabolic process. Gene Ontology annotation, cellular component: nucleus; cytosol. NCBI's taxonomy places the organism in Eukaryota, Fungi, Ascomycota, Eurotiomycetes, Eurotiales, Aspergillaceae.
AUGACUUUCCACCUCCAUCAGACACUGAGUCUCCUAACGCUCGGCUUGCUGUUCCGCCUGUCGUUAGUACUUGCCUCCCCCACGAGUCAGAUCGACUAUUCUCAAUAUGUGAACGUAUUUAUGGGAUCGGAAGGCCCAUUCCCCGGCCAAAGCUACGGAGGUGGAGACAUCUUCAUCGGCGGUGCUCGCCCGUUCGGAGUGACUAAAGUCGGAAUCGACACGACGGCUGCCAAUUGGAGCACUGCGGUGCUCAACGGAGGGUGGACUCCAGAUGGGAAUGUUACGGCUAUCACUAUGAUGCACGAAAGCGGCACUGGAGGAGCUCCCAAGUACGGCAUCAUCUCACAGAUGCCCUUGACCAAUGUCGCCUCUCCCGUAAACAUACUAGACAACACUACAUAUAGCCAGCCAAGGAAUGGCAACGAUACAGGCAGUGUCGGGUAUUUUAAAACGCAUCUCCAGAAUGGGGUCGAAGCAGAAUUAUCUGCAUCUCGACACGCUGCAAUUAUCCAAUACAAUUUCUCUAAAGGCGAGAAAUAUAUUCUCGUCGAUGUGUCUCAUGUAGGCAUUCGGAUGUACCUACCGGGCUCACCACAAGAUCCUAAUAGUCAAUUCUAUAUUGGCGGAGGUAUUCAGCUUGAAGAGAAUGGCCGAAGAUAUACCGGACAUGGGACCUACGGUGGCGGUUGGAAUAACGGCGCACCUUUCACGGUUUUCUUCUACGGUGAAUUUUCGACGGCUCCCCAUGAAGCGCGCGCAUUUACCGGAAAGGAUGCAGAUUCAGAUAAUGAUGGCCCAAGCUACCCAGCAUGGACCGACCAGUCCGAUAAAGCGACAUCGGGCCCUAUGAACGACCGGGUUGGAGCGCUUUUCAGUUGGAAAGACGACAAGGCUUCUCAAAUCAUCUCUAGAAUCGGUAUUUCGUUUAUAUCUAUCGAUAAAGCUCGUUCAUAUGUUGCUGCUGAGAUUCCGUCAUGGAAGCUUGAAGAUACGGUCAUGUCUGCCGUGCAGGAAUGGAACGAGAACGUGUUCAGCAAAAUCCAAGUGCCCCUUGACGAAACUGCAAAUACCACGCAUGUUCGGCUACUAACCGGCGAAAAUCCUCUCUGGGUGUCGGACGAGCCGUACUGGGAUGACUUUUAUACCGUUUGGGAUAUCUUUCGCUGCACGGUUAGCUUCUAUCACAUCUUUCAGCCUGUAUACUACGAGUCUAUGAUUCGAGGAUUGAUCGACAUCUGGAGAAACGGAGGGUUCCUACCAGAUGGGCGCUCCGGAAACUGGAACGGACUGGUUCAAGGGGGCUCUGACGCCGAUAAUAUGUUAGCGGACGCAUAUGUGAAGGGACUGCGCGGGGGAAUCAAUUGGAGCGAUGGCUACGCAGCCAUGAAGACCGAUGCCGAAAUAGUCCCUGAAAAUACUUUCGACGCGACCGACACUUCAGCAAGUACAAAAGAAGGCCGAGGGGCUCUCAAGGACUGGCUACAGCUAGGUUAUGUGUCCCAGGACAGAAGCACUCGGUGCAUUUCGAGGACUGUCGAAUAUAGUCUGAAUGAUUUCGCUCUUAGCCAGGUUGCGGUGGGCGAAGCACCCAUCGAUCAGGCAAAGUAUCUUCGUCGGUCUGCGGGAUGGCAAAAGAUAUGGAACCCCGAUGUUGAGAGCUUGGGCUACACUGGAUUUCUAGCACCGCGAUUUUCCAAUGGUUUAUUCAAUAAUAGCGGCUAUGACCCACGACUCUGUUAUGAGUGCGGAUGGCAUUCUUAUACCUACGAAGGUGUGCCAUGGGAGUAUUCCUUUGUCGCCCCCCAUGAUAUGGAAUCUCUCAUUGAUCAUAUGGGUGGCCCCGAUACAUUUGAGUCUCGGCUUGAUAUGAUGUUCAAACCCAACAUGUCUACUCAGGACCUCGAAGCGAACGGUGCCGGAAUCACCACAAUAAUGAACAUUGGAAACGAGCCCGACUUUGCAACACCCUAUCUAUACAACUACAUCAACAAACAAGCAAAAAGCGUCGAGAAAUCCCGCAAUCUUGGACACCAGUACUUCAGGGAUGCCGCCUACGGGGUUCCCGGAAACAGCGACGCAGGGGCAAUGAACACCUGGCUCGUGUGGCAGAUGCUUGGGAUCUACCCUGUCGUCACACAGCCCGUCUAUCUGAUCGCUUCUCCCUGGUUUCCGGAUCUGAACAUGACAAUCAAUGGGAACCAAACGCUGCGGAUCACGGCCACGGGGCUGGAUCAAGGGUACUAUGUGCAAAGUGUCAAGGUCAAUGGAGAAACUUGGUCGAAGAAUUGGUUUGAACAUAAUGAUUUGAUGGUGCAGGGUGGCACGGUUGAGUUUGAACUGGGCCCGGAGAUGAGGCACUGGGAUACGGGCAGCGUCCCGCCGUCACCCGGACAUGUUGUGUUGUAG